AUGUCCCAUCCCGAGUUCCCGAUGGAGCCAUUGGAUGGUGGGACACCAGGGCCCGGGUCGGGGUCAGACCUCUCAGAGGAAGUGCAGCGGCCACGAAGUCCCCAGCUCAGCCCGGACCCGGCCGGGGGCGAGCGACGGCGACCGGCGCCCCUGCGGCUGCCUGGCCUGGGCUACGGCGCCUUUCGCCGCCCAGGGGCCUCCGAGCCGCCGGUUCCCGCCGAUCCGCCCCUUAACGGCGACGCACCGGGGUCCGAAGCGGGGGCCUGGGCGCCGGUGGAGUUGCAGGUGGACGUGCGCGUGACGCCGGUGGGCACCCCUGGCCGGACCCCCUCUCCCGCGCCCUCCAGGCGCUUCCUCACGGUGCCGGUGCCCGAGUCUCCCGGCAUUGCGCGCCGCUCCUCGCCCCUGCUCUCCGCGCCCCCCAGCCCCCUGGCCAGCCCCGCCGACGGAAUCCUGACGCCGUUCUUGGGUCGCUGCCGCUGCCGUGAGCUGGGCCCCGACAAGAAGGAGGACGCCGCGCUGCUGCCCAGCGCUGAUGGGAAGGAGCUGCCGCGCGCCAUCGCGCUCAUGGGGCUGCCCAUGUACAUGAGGUCCCUGCGCUGGGCUCUGGCCAUCAUGGCCCUCCUCCUUGCAGUGUGUGUGGUCACCAUCGUGGUCCUGGUCUCCAGAGUAGGGGCCAAGUGCCGGCCGUGCCCCCGGGAUUGGAUGUGGACACAGGAGCUGUGUUUUUACCUGUCUCCCGAGGCCCUGGCCUGGGAGGCCAGCCAGGCAUUCUGCUCUGCGCAUCGGGCCUCCCUUCCCUUGCUGAACCACACACAGAGCUUCCUGAGUAGACACCACAUGGCCCUGCGCUCCUGGGUGGGGGUGCAGCAUGACCCCCAGGGCUGGCGCUGGACUGAUGGGGCACCCCUGCCACCACAGCUGCUCCCGGAGGAGACCGAGGGGCUGCCAGAGCUGCGCUGUGGGGCCCUGGAGGAGGGCAGACUGGUGGCCUUAGAUUGUACCACCCCCAGGCCCUGGAUCUGUGUCCGGCCACUGGAGUGA
Messenger RNA from Chrysochloris asiatica (Cape golden mole), 1044 nucleotides. It is a transcript of the gene KLRG2, whose product is annotated as killer cell lectin-like receptor subfamily G, member 2. Lineage: Eukaryota; Metazoa; Chordata; Mammalia; Afrosoricida; Chrysochloridae. Bases 1 to 1044 code for a protein of 347 amino acids. The record is from RefSeq and is a predicted model, not a curated record. The transcript is spliced from 5 exons.